GUGGUACAAGAAUUAGCAAUUUCCAGGGUUUAUAAGAUAUUGUGAUCUCGUCGUUCCUCCGAGCGGUCGAUUCCACCGAAGUGGAGGAAGAAGGAAUGGAUCGGAGACAACACGAAGAAGAGGUACAAGUAGAUGAAGCAGCAGCAGCGACGACGGGGCAGCGACGUUACAGCAAGCUCGAAGAAGCCCUCGAGAUCAAAUCCCUCCGCCGGAUCAUCAGCGCCUACCUCAACUACCCGGAUGCUGCAGAGGAAGAUAUCGUAAGAUACGAGAGAUCCUUCAGAAAGCUUCCGCCUUCCCAUAAGGCACUUCUCUCUCAUCUUCCAUUGAAGUACAAAACACUCAGACGGUGUGUCUCUGUGAACACAUACUUUAUAAUGAGCAUGCUUCAGGCAUUUGAUCCUCCACUUGACAUGAGCCAGGAUAUAGAUAUUGAUGAUCAUGAGGAUUUACAAAAUGUAUCUGAAAGUCAUCAAGCUGAAGGCUCUAAAUGCUCUGUAGAAAAAAAUGUUUUCUCAGAGCAACCUCUGCCAAUUGGUGGAAGUGAUGCAUAUGUCUCUGAGCCAAUCAAUUCUGGAGAAGAAAACAAUCUGACUGACGAGUCCUUGGAAGCAACUACUAAAGAAGAGGAGAUACAUAUGGAAGUUUCCCACGCGUCCCAUGUGGAAAAGUUUGUAAGCUCCGAGAUACAAAAACGAUCGUGCAAUGGUAAUAUAAAUGAUGUGAAGGUUGUUACUGAUCCAGCAGCUUGUUGCUCCAACCCUGAUGCUAGCAUAAGAGCAACACAUCUUGCACACACCUGGAUGGAUCCAUCAGUGCAGUUAAAUGUUCCUCUUGUUGAUGUUGACAAGGUAAGAUGUAUCAUAAGGAACAUAGUGAGAGACUGGGCAGCUGAGGGUCAAAAGGAACGUGACGAAUGUUAUAAACCUAUUCUUGAGGAGCUUAAUUGCUUAUUUCCACAUCGUUCCCAAAAAAGGCCUCCUUAUUGUUUAGUACCUGGUGCUGGACUUGGGAGACUAGCUUUGGAGAUUUCUUGUCUUGGUUUUGUAAGCCAAGGAAAUGAGUUUUCGUACUAUAUGAUGAUAUGCUCUAGCUUUAUCCUUAACUAUACUCAAGUGGCUGGUGAAUGGACGAUUUAUCCUUGGAUCCACAGCAAUUGUAAUUCUCUUUCAGAUAGUGACCAACUUCGGUCUGUUUCAUUUCCAGAUAUUCAUCCAUCAAGUGCAGGAAUUACUGAGGGUUUUUCUAUGUGCGCUGGUGAUUUUGUUGAGGUCUAUAAUGAUGAAAGCCAAGAAGCUUACUGGGAUGCUGUUGUCACUUGCUUUUUCCUGGAUACGGCACAUAACAUUGUUGAAUAUAUUGAAACUAUAUCAAAACUUCUGAAAACUGGAGGAGUGUGGAUAAACUUGGGCCCUCUACUAUAUCAUUUUGCAGACUCGUAUGGACCUGAAGAUGAGAUGUCCAUUGAACUUAGUUUGGAAGAUGUGAAAAAGAUUGCUUUUCAUUUUGGAUUUGUAAUGGAGAAGGAGAAAGUAAUUGAGACAACAUACACUGCAAAUCCUCGCUCCAUGAUGCAAAAUCGAUACUGCACAGCCUUCUGGACAAUGAGGAAAAGCCAGUGAUCAGAAUCUAUGAUUCCAUGGUUUAAAACUUGCAUGCCCUGAAGGGAGCAACUCAAGGAGUUGAGGCAAUUCAUGGCCUAUGACACCUUCAACUGAGAAGGUGCAAGAGGACCACUGUUGCAGCAAAAAUUAGUGGAGGAUAUGUUUGGGCCUAACAAACCCUUCUUUUAUAAUCAUAAAGCUUUUGUGUACUUGCCCUUCUUAGAGUUGCAUGGCACAUUGUGAAUGAAGGUAAACUAAAUUUGAAGCAUUUUAAGUAUUGCAAGUGUCAGAUCGUCAAUGAGUCUGGCAACAAUAAUGCAUCAUUGAUAUUAUACAUGUGUGUGUAAUCAAUCUGAGAUCACAAAAAGAAGUAGUCAUACUAGAAUAAAUUGGAACGCCCAA
Musa acuminata AAA Group (dessert banana) is the source of this 2006-nucleotide messenger RNA. RefSeq lists its product as uncharacterized. The transcript has 19 exons. Gene Ontology annotation, molecular function: S-adenosylmethionine-dependent methyltransferase activity. Lineage: Eukaryota; Viridiplantae; Streptophyta; Magnoliopsida; Zingiberales; Musaceae. The record is from RefSeq and is a predicted model, not a curated record. The coding region runs from base 96 to 1622 and encodes 508 amino acids.